CGCUGUGGUGUCACUGAUUCCCAGUUCUCCUCCAGUCACUGGAGACCUCUCCUCCGUUAUUUUCUGUCAGGUGCUGCGGAGCCAGAAAGCAGGGUGGUUGCACCCAUCCCUCCCGGAAGCGCCCAGGCUCCGCGCCCGUUAUGGAGCCGCCCUGCAGUCCCAGCCGGUCGGGCCAUGUUCCCGCGCCGGAGGAGUCAGCCCCGGCCUCGGUGACCCUGACGCAGCUCCUGCAGCUGGUCCAGCAGGGCGAGGAGCUCCCGGACCUGGAGAGGCGCCACAUCGCGGCGACCCUUGGCGAACCCACGGCAUCCCGGCUCCCGCGGAGGCCCAAGCCCUGGGAGGCCGCAAGCUCCGCAGAGGACCUGGCGCCGCCGCCCCAGACCUUGGGCCACAGGCCCACCGACCCUAAAGUAUGGGCAGAGCAACCUCCUGGAGGAGCCCGGCUUGGCGCAGGUGCGACGGCGCCUUCCUAGGUGGCACCUAGUGGGUUCCUGGUGCUCGAGGUCUUUUGCAGCUGUGAAUGAAAAAUGUUGCCUGUCAUAUCAACAAAGGAUGCUGCGGCCAACAGCCACUACCGCUCCUUGCCCACGGUGAGCUUUGAGGGAACUCAGGAUGGAGACAAAUGGGCUGCCGGCUGCCAAGCCCUUAGCCCCUGCAGCACCCGCAAUGGUGCUCCCUAGGAGACUCAGGAUGGAAAGCACAGGUACUUUCCCUAGGCAGCUGAGGUGCAUUUCAAAGGGAUGAUUUCAAUGAGCCCAGAUUCUUGCUUAUUCCCAUGCAUAGAAGAAGCACUAAAUUCAUUGACUUGAGAUGUCUGGUUUUCUUUAAUUAACAGAAAUCUUUUGUUGUUCCAGCUAUCUGGUUGACUACCUGGCUUUUGUUGCAAAACUGUAUUUUGGUUCCUCCCUUCUCUCUUCUGAGCAGUCCCUCAGAGCUAUCUGCAAGGCUGCCUCCUGGGCUUGAGUCCUCAGAAAGUCCGCCAGAUAAAACAUAAUCCUCAACUUUUAGGUUGUUCAUUGUUCUCACUCGACCUGGCUCUGAGAUCUGGAGGAUGUGACUGUCCCGCAUAGACACGGACCCUGGAUACUGGCCAUUCUGCUGUUCCUCUUUUGUGCAUUUACCUCCACCUAUCAGCUGGACUUAAGCCUCCAGGGAGCAUCUUUGGGGUUGUUUUGUAUUCAUAUCUCUGGACCAUGAGCCUCAGUAAACAUUUUUUUUUAAUAA
Messenger RNA from Camelus dromedarius (Arabian camel), 1224 nucleotides. RefSeq names its product chromosome 19 C6orf226 homolog (gene PEX39). The transcript has 2 exons. Bases 141 to 473 code for a protein of 110 amino acids. The record is from RefSeq and is a predicted model, not a curated record. Lineage: Eukaryota; Metazoa; Chordata; Mammalia; Artiodactyla; Camelidae.